Messenger RNA from Homalodisca vitripennis (glassy-winged sharpshooter), 4044 nucleotides. RefSeq names its product delta(14)-sterol reductase TM7SF2 (gene LBR). Lineage: Eukaryota; Metazoa; Arthropoda; Insecta; Hemiptera; Cicadellidae. Gene Ontology annotation, biological process: sterol biosynthetic process. Gene Ontology annotation, cellular component: nuclear inner membrane; endoplasmic reticulum membrane. The transcript is spliced from 12 exons. Bases 112 to 2220 code for a protein of 702 amino acids. Gene Ontology annotation, molecular function: oxidoreductase activity, acting on the CH-CH group of donors, NAD or NADP as acceptor. The record is from RefSeq and is a predicted model, not a curated record.
UCUUAAACUGACCAAUAACAAUUGUCCAUUCUCCCCCUGCUAAAGCAUUCCUUGGCGUCAGUGUUGGUCCGUUUACUUUAGUGGUGUUGUUGGAUUUAUUUAAUCUGGAUCAUGGAGAAGAAAAGUUCUGAGAAAAGAACAAGAGCUCAGUCAAAAUCUCCAGCAAGGAGUAAAACUACUAAUCGCCCCAAGUCAAAAUCUCCUGGAAGACAAAAAUCACCAGGAAGACCAAAGUCACCAGGAAGACCAAAGUCACCAGGAAGACCAAAGUCGCCAGGAAGGCCAAAGUCACCCAAAAAAACAAAUAACCCUCCCAGUAAAUCUCCAACCCGUGCUAGUAACAGAUCUUCCAGUCGGAAAACUUCACCUGCUCGCAAAAUAUCUCCUAUACGCAAGAUAUCUCCUGUACGCAACAUUUCUCCUGUGCGUAAAUCACCUCUAGCCAGGAGAUUCACACCAACAACCUCAAAUGACAACAGUAUCAAAGAAAGAGCUUUAAUUAAUUCACCUUUUAUUCAACUGAACCGUGAAGAAGCAAAACCAUUGCCAAAAUCAUUUGAAUCUCUGAGAAAUGAAGGGCCAGGAGAUGAUGUCGAGGUGUUAUUUAUUGAUGACAAUAUAAGAUAUAAAACCUCAUCCAUCAAUGUUAAGUUUGGGGGAAAAUUAAAUGUUGGGGAUGUCAGAAAAGUGAAAUGGGAAGAUGGAAACUACUAUGAUGCUCGUAUUUUGGAAAUCGCAAGAGAGCGCUCUGUAAGCCUACCUAAAGCCUCCACAUCCUCUUCUUCAUCUUCCCAGAUUAGUCAGGUGUUUUCUGAGAGUACCAUUAUUAGAAGAUCAAGCAGAUUGAGACGAGAUGAGGAACUGGACAAGAUUACAAAGGUGAUGAAUGCCGAAGUAGACAAAAUUCUAAAGGCCAAUAAUGUGCCUCCUUCGCAGUAUGAAAGCAAGUUUGGCGAAAAACCUGUGAGAGAAUUUGGCAGUUGGCCAGGGGCACUCCUCACAAUCUUGCUGAUGCCUACUUUGGCACUGGCUCUACAGAUGUCCUGCAAUAAGUCCAAAGGUGCUGGAUUGGCUCAACCAUCCACCAACUGGAGAGUGUAUUUCGAUUUGUUCUCGGCUGGAUACUACUUGGCAUUUAUGGCAUGGCAGAUUCUGCUGUCUUCUGUACCUCUGGGGCGCAAGGCCUCCUAUGGACCAGUACACACGCUCGGCUCUCAGCGUUUUUUAUUUCACAAAAAUCCUACGGAAGGCACACACUCCAUGCUUAUCACGGGAUUCUACAACCUCCUGUUGACUCUAUCGGUGCUAGGAGGACUCUACUACUAUGGAUUCAACGUGACCACUGUUGUGAACAAGAGUGUGGCUUUGUUGACAUCUGCCGUAGUUACUGCCCUGUUAUUGGCUCUAUUCCUGUUCAUCAAGGGUGGACGUACCACCGCAAAGCGUAACAUCAAUGCUGACGGCAACAAACUUUAUGACUUUUUUGUUGGGAGAGAACUUUAUCCCGCUUUGGGACCGCUCAACUUCAAGGCACUCAUCACCCGCAUGGAGUUUGUGGGCAUUAUGUUACUGGAUGUGUUCUACCUGCUGAAGUAUAUCGAGACUCAUGCAGCUGGUGUCCACUCUCCCACUCUGCUGUUUGUGGUGGUCGCUCACACCAUGUAUGUGUUGGAUACUUUGUGGUUUGAGGAGAAGUUCAUGACGACAUUUGAGGCUCAGUCUGAAGGAGUGGGUUACAUGAGCACCAUGGCCGCUGCGACCUGGCCAUUCCUCAUCACCUAUACUACAAGAUAUGUCUUGUACACUAAUUUUGAGGCACCUACAUAUCGUUUAAUAAUUUGUGGGAUUUUCUUCCUCCUGGGAUAUUACAUUUACAGAGCGAGCAACUCUCUUAAAGCAGAAUUUCGCAAGAAUCCUCAAAAUCCAGUAUUUUCAGACUCACAGACCAUAUCCACAUUCAUGGGCAAGAGGUUGCUUUGUGACCGCUGGUGGAAGCUGGUUCGCCACCCCAACUACGUGGGAGACAUGAUAAUGAUGUGGUCUGUGGCUGCGGUGUGUGGUCUGUCACACUGGCUGCCGUAUGUGUUCCCUCUCCUCCAUUCGGCAGUGCUGGUUCACAGAACGUUUCGAGUGGCCACUCGUUGCAAGACCGUCUAUGGCUUGGCCUGGGAUCGCUACACACAGCUUGUCAAGUACCGUCUUCUGCCUCGCGUGUUUUGAGAACCACGCAUGGUGUAAGUCCAGUGUUAGUGCCACAAGUGUUCUUGAUCUCCAAAAAUAGUACAGCCUUCUGCCUUGUAGUGGACAGCACAUUGGUGUGAAUGUAAAAUUUUAAGAGCUCUAUGAAGUUUUUUUUUUGUUUGAAAUUAAGUUUAAAUAGAGUAUUACUAUAUUUAAGAAAGCACAUUAAUAUUUUAUUUUGUCAAUAUUUAUGUAUUGAUGCAAUUUUUAAUUGAUUUUUAGCACUAUGACUUAUUGUACAUAUAGUAAAAAUUGUAGUUACUAAUUGAUUUUUUUCCAGUUUAACGUUUUAUAUAUGUCUUGCAAUGUUAAUUAUUAGAAUGUUGUGUAUCCCUUACAUAAAAAAUACAUUUUUUUGUUUUCAAAAUGGACUGCAGGGUGAACUUUAUUUAUUUCAAGUAGUACUGCUGUAAAUUUUAGCUUUUAGUAAAAGCUCAUGAAUGAAAUUCCAAAUAUGAAGACCAAACAAGCAAUGAUGUAUGUGAUACUUUUUACAGCCACAGUUUCACUACAUGUAUUAAUAAAAACAUAAUACUAUAUAAUAUUUAAUGAAAGGAGAAAAAUAAUUUAUAGGAAUUAUUUUGUAUCUAAUCUCUUCUCCUUACUGCAUAUAUUUUUUUAUUAACAUAAAACUUUAAAAUGUUCGGUUUAUAUUAAAUUGUUAAUAUGUGUUAUAAAGAUUGUUAUAUUUAAAAUAGUAAAAAAGUUGUUCUCAAUAGAAAUUUAGGUGAGCAUUACAACAUAAUUUGCUUCUAUAUUUUGAACGGUCAGUUAUGAAUGUAUUCCAAAUUUCUCUUUGUAAAUAGUUAACAUAUUUAAUUCAAGUAGAGACUUAAGUUAAUCUGUUACAAGUUUUAGAAUUUAAUAAUUAUUUAUAGUGUUUUGAAGGGCAAAUAUAAAAUUUGCCUUGUCAUUUUUAUUUUGUGUAUAUAACUCCCCAUGACUGUAUAUGGUACAAAUUGUUACAGCCUUAGCUUUUCUAAAGCUGGCAAACAUUUUGCUCGGCUGUAUUUUAUAUAAGAUCAAAGUUUGUACAAUACAGGUUUUGAUGUUUUAAUGUAAGUUUUACAAAUAAAUGUGUACUGUACGUUUAGAACAAUUAAGCCCCAUGUAUAUAGAUAUAAUUGUGUCAGCUGUGUUAAGUCCCCAUGUGUGUGUUUGAACUGAACAUUGUAGGAAAUGUUACGAUUUUAUUAAAGAAAAUUAGAUUUAGAUUUAUUUGUUUUGUUUUGCUAUAAUUCGUUUAGACAAAGAAUGUAAAGCAGGUUGUUGGUGUUAUACAUCACUGGUUUGUAUUUUUUGACUUCCAAUACCUUUUUUUUACAGUCUGCUUUGAGUGUUGACAUUACAAAAAGUUUUCCAAUUGUUAAUUUGAAAAAUUUGUUAUGGCUAUACAGCAUAACUGGUCUAGUUGUACAAAGAAUGAAUAGCUGGUAUCAAAGUUUUCCAAGAACAUUUUUCAUUGUUGCUGUUUUUAAGGUUUUUUCAUAUAAAAUUGAACUUUUAUUCCCUUUUAUUAAUAUUUUUGGUUUAUUAUUUAUUAUACUACUGAGUAGUAUCAUUAAUUAAUUACUCCUUUAAAAAUGAAAUUACACUUUUGUUUUAAAACUAGUUUUGAAAAUACUAAGUAUUUUCUUGUUCUUGGAAAUGACAUUGUUACCAAAGAAUAAAUUCAUAUUAUAUUGUAUAAAACUAGUUAAGUUGUAAAGUAGUAUAACUAGUGGAAGGUAAAAGCUAUAGUAGCUCUCUCCCCAUAGUUUUUCUAUCAGAUGUGGUUUUAAACAAUAAAAGAUUUUAUCUCAA